Centruroides sculpturatus (bark scorpion) is the source of this 1474-nucleotide messenger RNA. RefSeq lists its product as uncharacterized. The record is from RefSeq and is a predicted model, not a curated record. Bases 1 to 678 code for a protein of 225 amino acids. The transcript has 4 exons. Lineage: Eukaryota; Metazoa; Arthropoda; Arachnida; Scorpiones; Buthidae.
AUGAACACAGCAGCCAUAUUCGAAACAUCUACGAUAAUUUUUGUUGUUCUGAUUUUGGUUUUAGUUGGAUUCUUGAUGAGAGAAAGAUUUGAACAUUUAUCUGCUGAACUUUAUUUGGCUGAAGUCAAUUUUCGUAAGGGUAAUAUAGAUAAUUUCAUAUGUAAACAUACUGAAUUAUACGAUUUUAUAGGACACUUAAACGAUAAUUUUUCUAUCGUAUUUCUUGUGGCAUAUAGUGGAACUGUUGCUAUAUUUGCAACUUUCUUAUAUAAUUUGGUAUAUAAAACUGUUUCUCCCAUUUAUUUAACUUUUUAUGCUCUAAUACUCUUAAUAUUCGUUGCCUCUUUCGGAUUAUGUUCCGUUGCCUUUCUAAUUUCUAGAAUUUUGGUUUCUGCCUAUGACUCGUUUCAAGAAAUAAGAAAAUUCAAGAUAAAUUCUUUCAACUUAGAAGAUAAAUUAAAGGUUUUAGAUUUCAUGAAAAGAUUUGAAAGCAUCAUCGGUUUUAGUUGUGAAGAUUUCUUUAUUAUAUCCAGAGAAUUUCCCAUUGAGCUAUAUAAUGCAUUGUAUAAUGCCUAUAACGUUUUGUUGCAAAUGAGAGAUAUCAACCAAGGUACUCAAGGAUGUAAACCUUCAUCAAAUCAUAUUAGUGCCAAUAUGACGACAAUAGCUCCAAAUUAAAUUAAUACUACGGAGUUUCUUUGAAUAUAAAUAUAGAAUAUAUAUUUAAAUGUUAUGUAUAAAUGUAAAACAAUCGAGAACAGGAUGAAGAAAUAUUUUAAAAAUUACUGUAUAUGGAGUUAAUUACUGAUAAUGUACUGAUACUGAUAACUUUCCCGGCUGUUAUAUAGAGGAAAAGUAUAAAUAAUAAUAAUAAAUAAUCAGCUGAUAUUAUGUAUUUGUUAUAUAGAAGCUUAAAUCUAACAGUAAGUAAAAAAAGUUGCAAGUCAUUCAAUUAUUCACCAGUGUAAAUAAUGUUAUUUAAAUUUUAUUGUUUUUUAAAGAUUUAACGAAUACCUUUGUACAUAAUUUAGAUGUGACAAUGUCAUAAAGUAACUUUUCAUUGAGUAGAUACAUCUGAUAAUGGAUUCAAUCGAAUUUUAAAAUGAAGUUAUUGGAAAUAAUGAUGCAACAAUUUAAUUUUAAAAUUAUAUUUCAUCCCUAAUAUCAUUAAACUAGUCUUUCACUUUUUCAAUCUUGCAAUUAGAAAAUAUGUUAUAUGUAUAUUUAGUGUAUGUGUAAAAUACUUUCAUUUUGAAUAUUUAUUGUAUAUGUAUUGUAUAUUGUAUUAUAUAUGUAUUGUCUACAUAAACAGGAAAAAGACAGAAAAAUUUUAACAUAUUUCUCGGAAACAUAUGCCGAAAAGUGUGGAGCACAAAUUAAAAAUAAUUGUAAUUUCGAUCAUUUCUAGUGAAAAUAAAAAAUGUAAUGAUUUUAUACCCUUUUACUCCUCCUUUUGGAAUCAUAGUGUAAUUUG